GUAUAUUUGCAUUUUGUGCAUAUGGUUUGUUUUACUUCAUGUGAACAUCUACAAGAAGUAAGAAAACGACGUCGGGAUAAUUUGGCUGAAGGAGUUCAUAUAGAAUCAGUGGAAAUCAAACAGCUCAAUUAGAUUUUGGAUUGCUACAUGUAUUUGAAGAUGGGACAGAUUUGCCUAAUAGUUUAAUUACAGUGGUUUGUUAAACCCACAUCUGGCAAGCAGACGUCCCGGGAAAACCCCCCAAGCUGAAAAUAUUCCCUUUGGCGGAAAUGACGGAAGACGUCAUAACUCUGCGCCUGCUGAUGUCAGAAAUGACCUGAAUGUUAAACAGUAGCACGAAGUUGGUGCAAGCAUUACAUUUUUUGGGGGUCUCAUAAGUCCAUGAUGACAUUUACACAUAUUUAGGCUGUAAAAAUGGAAAAGUAUAAACCAAAAAGACACGGAGAGAAACGGUGUCAUGUGGAGGAAACCGGAAGCUCCGGUGUUUACAGGGUUAAACCGAGCGCUGUGGUGACUGUGUAGAGCUCUACUGUAGUGCACUGCACACAGCCAAUGGGAUGCGCCGCGCUGCACGACCCGACCGCGGAUCUCUUUCCCUUUUUCCUUUCCUUCUUUUGAUAGAAUUAAUGACGAUCCCCACGGAUUUAUGACGCAUUUUAAGACGCCACGAUGCGGCGGAUCGCACGCCGGAACGGAGCCGAGGGACAGGUCUGUUACCACUUUCUACUCCCACAUAUGGAUCACUCAUCUACUCUGAGAGUACUGACAAUAAACGUAUUUUAGAUUUUGCUGAAUAACUUCUGGUUGCAACCAUGAACUCUCAGAACUUGCAACAAAAUUUCAUCUUGUUUCUCGAAAAGAAAAAAGAUUCCAAAGAGGCCCUUAAAAGCUUAAAUGGACGUCUUUGUUGUGCGAAAUGCCGCUUUUCAACGAAAGACACUGCGCUAUAUGAAAGGCAUGUGGCUCAACACGAGGAAGUGACCUUCUCCUGUAAUAUCUGCAACCACGUUUCAUAUUCAAGGGUCGAAUCUCAACGACACCUUGUGAAACACAAAGGCUCGUUUCCGUACAAGUGUAGUUGGUGCCAUUACGGAGCGGUCAGGAGGGACUACAUGGUCAAACACAUUCAGAGGAUACAUGGAAAGUCUGCAGAUGGAAUUUUCAAGAAUGAUUGUCCUAAAAAAUUUGAAGUGACUAAAGGUCUGUGCCUGACCAAUCCAAGAACCUUGGGCGGACCUUCUCAUGACGUGAAGGCAUUGACCCGUUCAGCAGAAAAUUUGUCCGGUCUACUUUCUAAUACUAGUCAGACAAAAACUAGUGCACCCUACCAUGUUUCAAGUACAACUUGCAGCCUACCCGUGAUCAAGACUCAACCCAGCGUUGUACCCAAUACAACUCAUGCAAUAUGCAAAGUUAGUCAAGGGAUAUUCCAUCCACCAGUCUCCACUGUUAAAGAAGUAGGUCCCACUUUAGCAGUGGAGUGUAUUAAAAAUUUGACUGAAAGAACAUCCUUAGAAUCGACUGCUGUAACAAGUGUACUUCCGAGAGUUCAUGUCAACAUCUUUGGAGACCGCGCAGUUCAUCAAAAGCCACCGCUUCAGAGCCAAUCGGUAAGUGGCACAGCCAAGACACCAGUUCAGCCCAAAAUAAUCCAGAAAAUUCAAGUUGGACUUCCAGUCAGUACUAAUAAACACUUAAAGACACUUCUUAGCAACCAAAGUGAACCUCCAGUAGCACAAAAGUCGGUUAUUUUUGGACCUAUGCAAAAUAUUCAAGUGGCACAUGUAGCACAAAAGUCCGUUCCAUCUACAGCGAAUCCCACUAUCCCUGUUGAGCGAUUCAGACAAGGGGUACCAUCCACAAAACAAGUGACUCAGACAACAGAAAAACAAAAGACAAGACCCAAUAUCCUUGUGAGGCGACCAGCUAUGACUCUUGAGUCAAGUGCAAAGUCAGGGGUGCAAGUGGGACUGCUAGCGCCCUUAAACCAGCCCAUCCAGCACAGCCAUCCUUUGAUGAUAUCGAGUCCUAAAGAAAGAAAUCUUCCCCAGUCUAACGUCCAAGUCGAACUGCUUGCGCCAUUAAACCAGCCGAUACAACAUAACAAGCCCUUAACAGUAUCCUGUCCCGAAGAGAUUACAAUUCCGGCCGGAUGCCUCGUUGAAUUGGUGGAGGUGAAAAAUGUCAACGGUACACGAGAACUGGAGCUUCGGCUGGUCCCACAGCUGCUACCCGGACCGCAACAAGUGGAUAAGCAAAGUAACACUGUAACUUCCACAACAAGCCGAGUGGCAUUUAAGUGUAGAGUUGCUGCAGAUAAUGAUCAACCGAUAAAUAUGAACCAUGAAAUCACCCCUAAGGCAAAUGUCAUUCCUGAGCAUCUGGUCCAGCGAUCACAUCUAAAGAAAUUAGCACUUGACAAGGUAAAUGUUAAAAACGAAACCGAGGUAAAAAAAAAAGCGCUUUGUUCCAGGAGGAACGUGACACCGGUACCGGGAUCUUCAAGUAAAUGGUUGCAUGCUGUCUCGAAGUCAGAAGUGUCGAACCCGUCAGAUUUGCGCAAAUUUACAGAACAACCAGGUGGUGCACAACAAGGUGUUGUGACGGAACAGUUUAAGGCGCAGUCUCACAUGAACUGCACGGUAAAAAAUGUUUCACCACUUACGAAAGACAAGAGUAUUAAAGCCGAAGGAUUUAAAUAUGAGAACAGAGCUUCGGAACCAUCGCCAAACAAACUGGAAGAUGCCGAAUUGAGUUAUCAAGGACUCCCUGUCAUUUCAUCUGUUUUUUCACUCUGCCCCAUUCCUCAAGAUGCUCUGCGCUGUGUUCACCCAAAAGAAAUAGAAGCCCAGAUGUCUGUAGGUUUAGAAUCAAAAGAAAGCACAGACAACCCAAGAGUAUGUAGACCUGCUUUAAAAGCAGAGGAGGAAACCAGUGUGUUGCCCGGCAGCAUUCAGGAGUCCGGUAAGCUGACUGAAAAAAAGGAGGAGGUUUUAGAAGAACCCCAGGUGCCUGAAGAUCUAGUCAAAGAAAAGCUAGAUACCAUGGGGGAAGAGAAUUCUGCAAAAGAAGAGACUAAACCGGAACUCUGUAGAUCUUCACCCGAUGUUCUACCGACAGAUCUGUCUGUUGGCUUAUCGUCCAACAUGAACAGUUCAUCAGUGAGAAAGAGCGAUUCCCCCACACAACCUGAAAAAACGGAGAAAACAGAGAAAACAACGUUGGAGUCAGAGAAGACCUUGCUUGCACAGAAUGAUGGUCCUCUUGCUUCAUCCUUGAAUCCUACUGUAGCCUUGAUCAGGAUGCCAAGCUUGGAAUGUUUUUCCGCUUCAGAAUCUGCAAACAAAGUUCAAGAGAAACCGGACAGCGAGGAAAGCGUAACCGCUCGUCCUGUUGUCUGCUGCAUGUCGAACCAGCAAAACCAACAAGAAAGAACCAUCAAGCUGGUUUUGAAGAGAAAACGCUCCGAGAAUGAAACUGCUCAAGACCACGCACUAGGACUUGUAUGCGUUGACAUUUCAGCAACAAACAAGAAAGCUAGAAAAGAAAAGAAGAGGGCUAAGAAACACAAGUCCUCCAAAGGCAACCAGUUGUUGGGAAAAGGUACACUGGGAGAAAUGUUCUUAACACCGCUGAAACUAGAACAACUAGUCAAACGUCCAGGACCAAAUCAACCCGUGGUGGUUCUGAACCAUCCAAAUCCACUAAUCCGGAUGGUCAGUAUAGAAGAACAUACUCUGAACAAUCAGGACUGUAGAAUCUCCAAUCUGGACCUUUGUAAUCAGGAGGGAAGCACCUCACCUGAACCUGUGGGAACAUCUCCUGCAUUAAAGAUGACACUGAAAAAAGUUCAGGGACAGACAUAUCAGGUCACAGAGCUUCUCCUAAAAGGGGUCUUCAAAAAUACAGUUCUUGGAUGACUUGUUUCUGGUUUCUCCUCCAUUUUCCAUCAGUACACUCUGGUAGUGUUUUACCUAGCUACUUUUCAAGCUAGGUUGAUGCUGAUUUUGGAUCAGUGGGAUGUAGCUGGCUGGAAUUUCAGUCUCUAAUUGGGGUUGAUGAAAAGUUUUAGAACGUAAGACAUUUUUUUUUUUACAUAGUUUUUUUACAGUGUUUCCUGGAAUCUUUGUUUUUGGGACUUUCAUUUAGAUUUUCAUUGUUAUUUAAUGUAUUUCCGUGUAUUAUAAAAUCUACUCAAGGGAUCUUAAACCGAGUCGCUCGUUCAUACAAGAAAAUGUCAUGUUUGUAUAUAAAGGACUUGGUUUUUAUAGAAGUGUUUUUGAACUCGACACGUCCAACGUAUCGCAUUGUUUGUCGAAUGUUUCGCAAAAGAAUAUAAACCUAACCCAACAAACAAUUUAGAUUACCCCCAAACGGAGACGUUAAUGCUUUAUAUGUCUGAGAGAAGGACGAACGCUAUAUUGCGUAAUGUUUCAACAUCGAUAUUGAAGUGUUAUAAAGUCGAUAUUUUGGCUUGAUCAAUUGUGAUGUCAUAGCAUUGUCAUGGUUCAUGUCAAGGUCAUGGUUUGGAUGGUAUUAAAUAAAGAAUAAAAGUGCCAUAUAACAAUAUAAACAUUUUCAGAUUGAAGUAUCACUAUACUGACUACACACCAGUCUAUUGCAGAUUACUAGAUGAAUGUUGUGUUUUUUUUAACUAUACUUUAUUUAAAUUUUAUUGUUGUUUUUUCCCUGAUUGAAAAAGCGCUACUAAAGACUGGUCAAUUUGUAGACCAUGUAAAUAAUUGUUUUGGGUUUUUUUGUCAGGGAACUGCAUUUAUGUGAAGUUUUUCAAUCAUUACUUUGUUGUUUUUGUUUCUAAUUAGAUCUUUAAUUAGUUUCCCACUGAUAAAAGCUGAUCAUUUGCCUAUAACAUUUCUGCUAACAUUGUUGGAUUCUGUUCAAUACUGAUGUUUUGGUUUUCUUUUUUUUUUUUGUUGCAUUUAAUAUUGUAUGUCCACAAAACAGUUAAUUCCUGUUACCACUUGCAUUAUAGCAGCUAUUCACAAUCAAUUUUGUUCACCAGCCUCUUUAUUAACAUUCUGAUCAAUCGGAAUCAGCCACACUGUGGUAUAAAUGAUAACAAGUACACGUUUCUCACUAUUUUAUAUAUUUAACACUGCGAUGCUCCUUUUGUAUUACAUUUUGUUGUGGUUUUUUUAUGACUUCAUUGUCAUAAGUGGCCCAAUUAUAACCUGGUCCUCAUAUUUCAGGUGCAAAUGUGGAAUGUUCAUGUAAGGAAUAAAACACUAACUUGAACAUCA
Molecule: messenger RNA, 5261 nt
Organism: Silurus meridionalis
Lineage: Eukaryota; Metazoa; Chordata; Actinopteri; Siluriformes; Siluridae
Product: RE1-silencing transcription factor
Exons: 2
Coding region: 813-3920 (1035 amino acids)
Source: RefSeq, a predicted model, not a curated record